Messenger RNA from Bolinopsis microptera, 867 nucleotides. RefSeq lists its product as uncharacterized. The record is from RefSeq and is a predicted model, not a curated record. NCBI's taxonomy places the organism in Eukaryota, Metazoa, Ctenophora, Tentaculata, Lobata, Bolinopsidae. The transcript is spliced from 2 exons. The coding region runs from base 1 to 867 and encodes 288 amino acids.
AUGGUAGCAAAGCGAGCUCUUCUAAGUGGGACGCCUCAAGAAGCCCUAGUCCUGAAAAAGAAAACAAGACCAGCAGGCGGGUACAUGACGAAACAGAAACCUCCGAGAAACCAGAUGGGCCCAACUUUGGUCGAGGAGCAGCUCACUACAGAAAUCUGGCAAUUAAGACUGAUUUUGACAAAGGUAAAAGAUCAAAAUCGAGGGGUUCUGACUCAGAUGCAUCUCAAGAACGAUCCAGGAACUACAGAGGUCGAUCCUCUUCGAACGAUUCCAAAGAGAGGUCAGCUUCUUCCAGACGUGGCAGGCAGCCGAUCAGACGACGAUUAUGACUCUAGGAACAGGGAUCACCGCACUACUAACUACCACGAUAACCGCAAUUACCGCGGACGGGGCGGUGGUUACCGCGGCCGGGGCUACUACAACAAUUACAAACCCUACAACAACUACAACCCGAGAUACCGCGGACGAGGGCGGUUCAACAACUACCGUGGUAACUUCUACAACAAUAACUACAACAACAACAACAACAACAACAGAUACGCGGAGAGUAAGUAUGACCGAGACGUGAAGGAGUACCGGGACCGAAGAAAGAGACACUCUUCCUCCAGAAGCAGGUCACGCGACAGACCCUCGUCCAGCCGGGACAGAAGGAGCAAGUCACGUGAGAGGAACAGGAGGUCACGAUCACGUGACAGUGAUCACAGGGAGCACAAGAGGGAGGUGAAGAUGGAUGAGGGGCAGCAGGACCGGGGCCCGGAGAACAGUUCCUCGGCAGCGCCUCACAGCUCAGAGGAUCCCAUUCCUACACAUUCCGAGUUCGAGAGUCAGCAGCCGGAGGUUACCAUUGAUAUUGAGUCCUUGGGCUGA